CACAAACGUCGGAUAAUUAAUGAGUGAAAAAAAAGAGAAAGGGGGGUUAAAAUUGUUUGGAAGCGUCUCACGGUUGUAUUUUAAGGCGAAUGCGGUUUAUGUGCAUUGAAAAGUAAAUUGUUGGUGAAGCUACCUGUCAUUGGAGUUGAUCUUGGCUUUCCCUGGCAACAAGUGUCGUUUUACCAACUCCGGAAACAAUGACUUAUCGACAAUCGAGCCCACGCGAUUCGUUAAUUCCAGUCAUCAAACUGAUUAAAUAUUAAAAAACUGUGGAAAAAAUUGACGGACACGAUGGAGAAACGGCAGGAUGGGCUGGCUCCGUUUUCCUCUGAUGAAUGUCCAAACAGUGGUGAAGACAGCGAUGAAGACGUAGUGACAGACUACCUUAACUCAGAGCAAACAGACUGCAGUCAUGCAUCAGCUAUUAACGGUGAACUAGUGGGCUCGACCAUUGAUGGAACUCACCGCCAAUCAGCUGAUUAUACCAAAGAUAACGUCGAUAUGGCAAUGGCCGAGACUGGUGAUGACCGACGUAACCCAUCUUCCCUUGGUAUCACCAGGAGUCAGCAGAAUCCCCUUGUCCCGACUAUCAGUGUAACGCCACAUUCUCCAGGACUGGCUAAACACUAUCCAGUAUUGGAGGACAAUCUUCAGCAGUUGAACGAGAUUCACAACAGCAUCCAACGUAUGCGUGACCUGACUGUCUGCACUGUCGGGUACAGACUGCUGUCCCAGGCGGAAAAUCUUCACAGACUGAGUUCCUCGUGUCCAUCGCUGGGACCACUGGGGAGAGGCCCCACUGGAGACAGGGUACCUGGCUCCGAUCCCGAUUUGGCUAAUUGCUCCACAAACAGUUCACCCACUCAUUUCCCGCAAGGGCAGCUGCCACCAGGUAUGCUUGGGGUUGACAGGAGGAGAAGCUGGACUGAUCUUGAGGAGAGCAGAAAAAAUCGGCAUAGAUGCGGCGUACAAAAUCAUCUGCAGGCACAGAAUAUGCGACAGCGAAGUAUCAGCCUAAGUAGCCUUGACAGUGAAAUGGACCUUGAAAUUGAUGGUAAAUCAACAUCGGCAUGUGCAAGUGUGGCAAAUCGCUCCUGUAGAUCUCAAACCAGUACUCACUCACUCAAUGAAGCUGACUUAGUUCAGAUUGAUCCACACAAGUCAGCGGUGAAACGAGUAAGCCAAAGACUAACAGAGACUGUGAAUCUGUUGCCGGGAGUGACAGGAUCACGUUUACCACUUCAGAAAUCCAUCUCCACUCCAUCAAUUAUCGGUCCACCAGGACAAGCACCCCUGGAGGGCACAAGGACAACGCCUUCUCUAGCCACCAGAAGACACGAACCAAACGAGAAAGGUAGUGGAAGUGAAACUGAGACCGAGGAUCCACCCCACAGUCAUGCAUAUCAUGGUGAUAUUAUUCGUGAGGGUUCCCUCAAUGCCCAAACUUCCCUCGACGAGCUCAUGACCGAUGGAACGGUGUACGAUGAUCAUCACUCGGAGAAAACCCGGAGAAAGCGGGGAUCGUUGUUCUUCAGGAAGAAAAAGGAUAAGAGUGGUAAGAAGCCUAGUCAACAGACUCACCACUGGGUGACAAUGAGUAUCCAGGGAAAUUACGUUUGUGAUUACUGCAUGAAACAGUUUGGAAAUAAAUCAGUUCUACAUUGUGAGAUCUGUGGUGCGAUGGUUCAUCAGAACCAGUCAUGCAAGGACCAGAUGUCAAGCGAGUGUGUCAAGUCGAAGAAUAACUCCCACAAGGGCUCUACAAAGUCAAUGUCAAGUGUGUCAAUUGUGACGAGCAGUGGGCAUGUCAAGAGGGGCUCCACUGUCUCAUUACCCCCAUCAAGUUCAACCGGUACAAACAGGGAAAUUAGCAACAAGAAAACGGUGACAAACUACAGCCCUUGGCGGCGUGUCGCCACAAAGCUUGGAGUCAACCAAUCGAUCAGCGAGGAAAAGGAUGGAGAAGGACAACGUGAUAUUGUCAGUGGCUGGGAGGAAUUUGACUUCGGCGAUGAGGUGCACCAACUGUCAAUCGGUGAUAUCGAGGGCCUAGAUCCUGAACUCGGUCUCGGCAGCGACGAGCCCGACUCCUGGAGUGCGGCAAUUGGUCGCAGUGACGCCCUACGACUGGUGAACGGCAAUGAUCGCGAAGUAAAGCGCCAAGAGCACAUCUACGAGUUUGUCCUGACCGAGAAGCACCAUUGUCUGGUGCUUCUCGCAAUGGAGCGAAUAUUCGCGGAGGGCCUUCGUCGUUAUUUUCGUUUAACCCCACCCGACAUCGAACGAAUGUUUCCACGUCUCCGCGAUCUCAUCGAUAUUCACUUAAAAUUUCUCCUCAAACUUCGCAAACGCCAGAGAGCAAAUCUCGUAGUCCCCACCAUUUCCGAUAUUUUGGUCGACCAAUUUUCGUAUGAAACCGCCUCCCGUAUGAAGAGUGCAUACGGUGAAUUCUGCAGUCGUCACAGGGACGCAGUGGAUUUCUACAAAUACUAUCUUCGAAACGAUCCCCGAUUCUCCCGUUUUGUCCGCCUAUGCCAAGCUAAUCCCCUUCUCAAAAAGAAGGGAAUCCCCGAGUGCAUUCUCUUUGUGACCCAGCGCUUGACCAAGUAUCCCCUCUUGGUAGAGCCCCUGAUCAAAACUUCCACCACGAACGACGAGAAAGACGAUCUUCGCAAGGCCCUUGGUCUCGUCAAAGAAAUUCUUGCCGAUGUGGACGCAUGUGUUGCCAACAAAGAACGUGAAGAUCGAAAACUCGAGAUCUACCAUAGAAUAGACGCCAAGUCCUUUGCCACUCAUAGAGGUACAAAAUUCAAAAAGUCCGAUCUAAUGGCGUCCAAUCGGGUUUUGAAAUUUGAGGGAAAUGCCUACCUGAUGCAGGGCCGCGCCAAAACCGUGCCCGUUGUCGUCGUUGUUCUGUCUGAUAUUCUGUUCUUUCUCGCUGAAACACGUGAUCAAAAGUACGCGUUCUUUGUACCUGAGAAUAAAGCGGGUGUUGUAUCCCUGCAGAAACUUUUGGUGCGGGAGAAAGCCGGUCAGGAGUCACGUGGUAUCUACCUGAUCAGCAGUAAUCCCAAAGUCCCGGAGAUGUUUGAAUUGAAGGUCCAGAAGCCGAAGGACAAGCAGAUUUGGAUACAAUCAAUUUGGGCGGCAGUGGAGUCUUGUCCACCGGAGAACGAUUGCGAGAGUGACGGUUUCGAUCGGGGAAUUGGAAUAUCCAGUGAUAUAUCACGCUCGGGGAGUUCUGCUUCGUCAAUGCUGACCGUUGACGAACGUCAAAAAAUCGCUAAAGCUAAGGAAACACACAUCCUGGAGAUCGUGGGGGAACUCAGGAAGAAGGACACUGAGCAGGCACUUCUACUCGAGGAGAAAUUGGCGCUGCAGAUGCGGUUACUGUAUGCAGCCAGUGUCUGCAAUGAGAAUGAUGACAACGAGAGCCGAGGGGACAAGGUGGAGCGAAGCGAGAAGGACAUUGAUUACACGAGACUGGUGCGAAACGAGGGAACAGAUUCUGCACAAUUGUGGCAGGAGGUUGUCGUGGCUGUACAGGAGGUAACGAGACUGGCGAGUUCAUUGUCCUUCAGUGCUGGGGGUGGAUCAUUGUCUAGGAGUCUGAGUUCAGCUGGGGAGCGUCACAGUGAGGCAUAUGUACCUCCGGCUCUGGCUGUUCCCCGGAGAGCGGAGACGUUCGCAGGUUUCGAUCACAAUAAGGAGAGAUAUCCUUGGAGGGACUCAGCAGCGCUGCACUCAGUGAUACCUCCGCCGAAGCCCUGCGAACUACUGAAACCGAGAGAUAAAACUGAGAGACCUGAUGAGGAGGGCCCAGAAAUCAACAAGGAUCAACAGCUAGCAGCGAUAAGACUUUCUCAUUACGUGUACACACUUUUAUGCAUAAUAACCAACCAGAUGACAACGAUUGACAGUCUCCAGGCGCAGUUAAAUGCCUGUAAAGACUGGUCCGGCUCCUCAGGAAUUGGUAAAUCAUUGAAUCAAAAAGUCAACUCUAAUCGCCAGUUGGAGGAACUCCGGAAUCUCCAGGAUCAAUUGAGUCGCGAGAAGGCUGCAUUCAGGGCAGUGACUCAGCAGGAGAAAAUGCAGAUGCAGGAGGAGAGGAGUGAUUUGUCGAGAUUGAGGGAACAGUUGGCCGCUGAGCAGAGGGAUGUCAAUCAGCAGAGGGAUCAGUUGUAUCGAAGGUUGGAGGCUUUGGAGAGACAAGGCGUUUCUCUGGUCGCCCCAUCUACAGCUAAUCCUUCAGCUGGUGGUCACGGCCAUAGCUCGCACUCAUCUCAUGGAUCGCAGGGAGGUGACACUCUGCUCCAGAGGAAGUCCUUACCCGAUGCCAAGAGAAUACCUUUGAAUCUCAUCAGUGCUACUAAUCAGCAGAAAGCCUCUAGUAGUCUUCCUCCUGUUAAACAACAACUUCCCCUCAAACUCGCCAGUGGUAGCAACAACAACAGCACGAGGCACAAUACCGGCACCAAUAAUAGCCCAGACAGGCAUUCCAGGACUUCAAGCAGCCCUGCCACCGUCAAUCCCUCCGCUUAUGCGUCACCAGAACUUGGGAAUUAUAACAACGGAAACACCUGUCAACUGAAUCGUUCAUUGAGAAGUAAUAAGUCACCGCCUGAAACGUUUCAUCCGCUGCAUCAUUCACAAUCGCACUCCCAUGCACAUUCUCAUCAUCAGGGACAUCAACGGGUGGAGGUGCCACCGCAGGCUCAACAGAGAGCCGAGUCACAACCACCUCUCGAGGAGGAGGUCAUCUUCUUCUGACGACUCUUUCGCUUUGGCCGAAAACCUACGCGUCCACCCAGAGCUGUUGAUACUCCAACGUCAUCCAGCACUCCUGUUACUACUCCAACACCAUCCAGGAGUCAACCGAAGGAUUCGCAGAGCAGGAGUCGAGUCAAGUCGUUUUGACUUUCAGAUUAGUAACGAUGAGGAAGGUAUUUACGAAACCGAAUUCAAUAGAGUAUUUCAAUCGAGUAUUACAAUGCCAUUUUAAUGUGGCUGGCAGUAAAUUAGUGCUCAUCUUGUUGCUUACUCCGUUAAUAUUGUUGAUGAAAAUGAUGAAAUCGACUGAAAGUUCUAUUAUAUAAACAUUUUCACGUAUCACAUCCACGUCAAUAUCUACGUACGUAUAUAUAUUCAUGGGGGGGGAGGGUCUUCAGAAAGUGGUGAGCAUUCCAUGAGGAACGGAAUAGUACAUCAGAUAGAGGUAUUUGAGAGCGAUAGAGCGAUAGGAUAGUCUCAUAAAACCUAAUUAAAAUGGAUACUUAUCUAUCUAAUCAAUUAAAACGGAGUUGCUAAAAUUGGAGGGAAACAUCUUUCUCUUAAAUUGCUCUCACAAAUUUCUAUCGAACAUUGGGGAAUUGGGAAAACAGGAAGAUCUAUCAAUUUGAGAGGUUGUGAAUAUUUUGAUGGAAGCUAGAAAUUUCAUCGGGACAAUUUUGCUACCGUCUUUGGAUGCUACGUAUUUUCCUGUUCUAUUGAAUCAUUACUAGAAUAAAGUCCCGGACGAAGUCGAUGGGAAAUUGUGUGUCUGUGCUUUUUCAUUAUUUGAGGACACUCAGCUGUCCUCAAGGAUGACCGUAUAACCAUUUUUGUACAUAAUGGUGCAGUGUGCAUUAUUUUCAGGUGAUUAGAAUUUUUUUUGGGCGAAAACAUGAUUUGGUAGAGAAGUCGUGAAAAGGAUGAAACAAUUAAAUUUCUUGUCAUGAGAAUUCAAGAAUUGUCUUCUGUUUUACCACUUCACUACUGAAUUAUUUAAUUAUUUGAUUUAUCAAGGGAUGAGGACGCUCAUGGGCGAUUAUUUUUCAAAAUAAUAUGAGACAGUAUUAAUGCAAUGCACACUGCUUAUAAUAUAAGUGAGGCACUCUUGAUUCUAUGAAAAAAGCCCACCUGAGGUGACUAUUUUUCAGUUUCCUUAAUUUUAAUUAAUGAUAAAACGAUGCAUUUAAUGGAAAGACUUAAUAUUAUUGACAAUCGAAUCUAAUCCGGAAAUUAGAAGUUCUAUGAUAUCUCAAUUAUAACGAGUGUCUCACGUUUUACGUAAUCAAUCAGUAUCGAUAGAUUUUUCGUAAAUGAAUUCAGCGCAUAUUAUAGUUGUGCUAAAAAAAUUAGCUGACUUUUCUUUACUGGUACUUCAAUCCAGAAAAAAGUAGGGAGAAUAUUCAUUAGAUUGAUGAGGAGUCUGAUAAGGGCAAUGAUUGUGCCUCAACUUUCAUUUUAGUUCGUGCAUUUUUACUGAGUUUAAGGCAAGUUUUAACAUUCCUUUCGCAUUUAUUUUCGUAUAAUUCCAACAUUUAUUUAGGAAUUCCCUAGAAAAUGAUGAAAGGCUGGAUUAUCCACUGCCAUUGUUGUUAUUUAACAAUUUUUCUUUCAACUUGACACUCAGCAACUGUACGAUAAAUUUGUUGAAAUAAUUGUUUUUUUUUAUUAUUGAAAAUUAUGAACUUUCUAGGGCUGAAUAGGGAGAUGAGAUCCGUGCUUGUAGAAAUCAUAUUUUGAUUCGGCAAAACGGCCCUCACAAAAUGAAUGACGAUCUCAUCUACCAAUAGGGAACUUGCAUUGAUACAUUGCUACCUUGCUCGUAAUUUUAAUAUUUACCCAUUCCAUAAAAUGCGAAUGAGCCAAAUGAAGAUAAUUAUGAAGAAAUGCUGCCUCAGUAUUCGAUAAUAAUUAAUUGAACAUUACACUUUUGCGAAACUAUUAAUUCGACUUCAUGAAGAAUUUUUUAAUGUUCGAAAUUUUGAACUUUCGUCGACAAUCACUGAUUAAUGAAUAAUGAGCAUUUUUAAUCGUUAAGAAUGAUAAAUCGGAAUCAAUUCCUAAAGUGAUCAGAGUCAGGGGGCAACUAAUGUGUGAUGGAAUACUUCAAAUGAAGGAUUAAACAUUGAAGAACUUGAAAUUAAAAAAAUAUUUUUAACAAUCCUGCAAGUUCCCUAUUACACUUGAUAAAAAAUAUCUAUCUCCUUGACAUUGUCAUCGAAAUAAUUUCGUGAUACGUUGAUCUGUGUGCCAGUGUGCAAUAUAAAUAAAAGGAUGAUUUAAAAUCUCGUGAGGCAAAAUGGAAAAUUAAAUUGUCAAGUGAGACGAGUUGAAUUCAAUUGAUAAGAUGAAGGAGAGUGAAACUAAAUUAUUGCAAGAGCACUCUAUCCGCAAAUCAAUCGUGGUGACAAUAGAAUAUACCGUUAUACAGUAAUCAAUUGGUUUAUAAAGAACCCUAAAUAUAUCGGGGUAUGACGAUCACUGGAAGAAUGAAAAUCAGGAGCAAAGCGGUGAAUCUUGAGUCAAAUUACAUUAAUCACAUUUUCCAUACAUCUGGAGAACGAGUGGUUUCAGAAAAUAAAAAAUUCUAGGGACAUUUUUCGCAGUGGGUUAAAUCAAUCGUGAACUAAAUGAAUUGGAAAUUUAUUUAGUAAUUCAAAUAAAUCUUGACAUUUGUUGCUCAAACUACUUGUUCCUGAGGUGAUUCACGGUUUAUAAGUCAAAAAUAUUCUUUUUCCUGAUUUUACUACUUUACUUCUGCAAUGAAAAAAAAAGCAAGAAAAAUAUAUAUAUAAACAUAAACCUCGUUGUUAACUCGCAUUGUUGUGUGAACGUGAAGACAUCCAAGUUCGUUAAUAAAUAAUAAAAAAUAACUGCAUUUAAUGAUUAAUAAUUUGUAAGUUUCGGAGGUAAGAAGUAAUACUGAAUAAUGAAUAAUUCAGGUAGAUUCGGGCGAAAUAUUUCGAGACUAGAAAAUCGUCCUUAUAAAUUGUAAAAUAAUUCGUGAUUAUUCAUAAUGAGAGAUGAAUCAUUCCAAUUUAGAAUUAGCUCAAGGCUAAUCUCUCUUGCGCUCAUUGAGAACUUCGAAUGAAUUUCCAUAUGCCGCUUUAUUAUUUACUAUUCUGUAAAUCUUUUAGACUUAAAGAUACUGUGUUAUGUCACGCUUCAGUGAUGAAAUGACGUUUGAUAUGUCGUCCUUUUAAUCUACUAUUGUUAUGGGGAGAAAAUGAGGUGAGGAAAUUUGGAGGUGAAGUGGUGAAGUGCAAAUUAUUGAGAAAAUUGCUGAAUUUUUUCAUUGUUCAUUUAUGUCGGAGAAACUAAUGCUUUAAAAACGUAUGGAAAUGUUUUUAUGUGGUCGGAAAUUUGUAUUCAGAAAAUGCUAAAUCCAAGAUCAAUUGUAACUGUUUAAUGACGAAUAAUUACUGCAGAAAAGUUAAUUGUUCUAGUAAUUGUCCGUUUAGACAACUAAUAAUAUGAGAGAAAAUGUCAGACCUUUUGAGAUUUCACCACUUCACUCUGAAGAUAUAUUAUAUGUAAAAAAAAUCUGAAAUUCGACAAAAAUUGUCGAAAACUGUUGACUUGAUAUCGAGUUCUAUCGGCCUACCCAGCUCUAUUCAACUCCCCAUUGUAAUAUCCCCUCGACUGUACUUGCUUGAAACAAUCGCCACACUUCUCUGGGAAUGAUAAAUGACAGAUAAUAAUAAUGUAAAAAGCGAAUAAUAGAAAUGAUCAUUGAAAGAUAAUUAGAAUGGAGUUAUAUGAAUGGAUAUUUCACGAAUCAAGUAUUUUUGUACGUUUACCUGUACUUUUCAAAAAAUUUUAAUGAUGGAGACAAAAAGUAAUAACCGAUACUUUAAUCUAUUGUUAUUGUGAUAACGGAGAAGCCGAUAAUCGUCUGCAUUAAUUUAAUACCUUGAUGAUUACUGAAAUAAUUAAUGAAAGUGUCGAUAGUUGAGGAGUGCAGCAGAAUGUGAAUUACAAUUAACAAUCAGUUUUUAAAAAUAUUUCUUUUCGAGUAUGAGAUAUUUAUCAAAAGCCUCUCUACUGUCGACCAAUCCUCAAUUUUUAAUCCUCGCCCCUUCGCCUCCCAUCCAAGUACUUGUGUAUGCUGCAUGUUCCAAUCUUGCAAAAUCAAUUUACAAAAACAGACUGUACUUUCUUCGUACCAUUAAUUUAACUAUCGUAAUUUCCUCACUUUUUAUUAAAACAGGGAUAUGUCUUUUUUAUAGUCAAAUGAAGAGAGUCUCAGAAUGUCUAAAUAAACAAAAGUAUUCCUGAAUUUCCUGUGAAACUCAUUUCUCCCUUAAGAUUGUGGGGCAUAUUCGGAUAACAGUAGCUCUUCCCUCGCUUUAAAUCUGGAGAUUAUUAAAAACUAUAAACAAAUUCGAAAAAAUUCAAUUAAACCCAGAAUUUUCUACGCAAUUACUCCGCUCAUCUCUUCCAUUCAUAUUAUUAAUUUUCUGCUGAAUUUCUUAACAUAUUGUUAGCAAAUAAAACAUUAUAAAUACUAUUUAAUUAACGCUCGUGCAAUGGGACAUGUUUUAUUUGGCCUGAGUUAAACGAUUUUAGCUACAGAAAUUGAGAGAAAUUAGUAUCACAGGAAAUUCCGGGACAUUUGUUUAUUCAUCAAGAUUCAGAGACUCUUCACUAGAAAUAAAAACGAAAUAUCUUUGCAUCAUUAGCAAGUGUCAAAUAUGCUCUUCUUUUUAAAGACUUAUUGUAUAAUUCCCGGAUCCAGUAAUCGAGAAUUAUCAAUUGAUUAAAUGUAAUAUCGAUUGAGUGUUGAUGAAAUUUUCCUCUUCCACUUUUUAUACAUAAAAAAAAUGAUGAAAAAAAAAUCAUAAUAAUCCAAUGAUAUACAAUUGAAUCUGCGCCGACGAUGCAGUUUUAUAAUAUUUAUUCCUGUUGAAUCGUGUAUAAUGUUAAAUCUAAAAGAAAAACUAAUGCAAAAUCAUUCGUCGAGGUAAUGACAGAAAUGUGAGAGAACGAAAAACCACGGCGAUUUAAUCGUAACAACUGUUUGAAACAUUAAGAGUAAUGGUUAAAUUGAAUAUGAAUAAAGAAUUAAAAAAAAUCUGUAUCUUGAGUGCCGUUCACAACUGACGGUUGCGCUAUAUUUUCUAAUGGACUUACUACUUUAUCUUAUAUUUCUUGUGAACCAUUCGAUGGAUGGAGGAUUUACAAAAAUACCUAAAUGACACUACUUGAAGACAUUCUAUGUUUUUUAUCAUUAUAUUGUAUCAUCCACUGAUUCAUCGAAGAAUAAUUAGCUGCCUGAUGACAAAAAAAAGAUAAUAUUUAUUAUUAAUGUACAUAAGACAACGGAAAAAAUGAUGUUAUUGUAAUAAAAUGGAAUCAAGAGGGUAAUAUACGAUUAAUUAAAUCUG
This is a messenger RNA of Diachasmimorpha longicaudata, 10154 nucleotides long. RefSeq names its product rho guanine nucleotide exchange factor 2 (gene cyst). NCBI's taxonomy places the organism in Eukaryota, Metazoa, Arthropoda, Insecta, Hymenoptera, Braconidae. Bases 292 to 4770 code for a protein of 1492 amino acids. Gene Ontology annotation, molecular function: guanyl-nucleotide exchange factor activity. The record is from RefSeq and is a predicted model, not a curated record. The transcript has 12 exons. Gene Ontology annotation, biological process: regulation of Rho protein signal transduction.